AUGUCAAAAUCGAAGGAGAUGUACUCAUUGGAUGAAAGUAAUGAGCGCAUUAAAGAACGUGUCCGACAACGAAAUAUGGAGUUGAGCGCAUCUUUGGAAAGCUCUAAAGAGAAUUUGGAAGUCUCAUCCCUUAGUGGAGGCGGAGAUAAAUCUAUGGAAAACACGCAGAACGAAACCUCUGCCUCUAAGGACAUUCUUAUGGAAUCACCGUUAAAAAAUAGAACCAACAGCGAUAGUAAUGCUAACGAGCCUGCAGCAGAGUCGAAACCAACGCCUUCGCGGUUGAAGUCGCGAUUUUCCGAGCUGGCCGCAGAAUACGAAAACUUCGAAGUCGAUCAUAAUUGGCAACAUGCCGGGUCAAAGCCGAAGGAGGCAUACAUGAAGGGAGCUUCGCCACGGCUCAGUAUUGGCGAGACGAGACCGUCAGUGCUGUGCACGCCAGGCGGUAUGGCCCAGCUAAAGUCUAGUUCAACGAAGUCGCCCGGCAGCCGCGAAACAUCGCCGGUAAAACAAGUCACAACAAUCGUUUGUAACCAAACUCCACAAAAAUUGGAUGCAGUAAAGGAGGAGCCUCGACGUAUUCAUUUUGCCCAUCCCAUUGCUGCCACACAAAUAGUAGAAUACGAAUCAUCGAUGUGUACAACGGUGAACACUAUUGACGAGAGCAGCAUUGUGGCUGGAUGUGGAAUGCAUGAAAGUGUAGAUACACUGCCGAUUCCUGCUACAAGGAUGUUCCCCAAGAAUCAGGACGGCGAGGUUGAUCUAUCGAGUGAUGAAUACGGAGCGCAUACGUUCAAAAAGAAGACGACUUCUGAAGUAGUGAAGGACAACGAUGGGCAGGUGGAUAUGUCGAGUGACGAAUACGGUGCACAUACUUUCUUGAAGAAAGUUCGUAGCGCCAGCCAAGCACAUUUUUCACCAGUGCACUUUAAUCGUAAAGACUUUGUAAAUGAAUUGGAAGACGAAGCGAAGAAGGCUGCAAGCGGUUCUGGAGGCAAUGUUCCUCCGAAGUCACCUUCGUGGAAGGAAUCAAUGGAUGAAUUGAACGUUAGUCAUAACGUAUCAAAUUUAAUCGAUCAGGCGUUCGAGUUCAUGGACAAAACGCCGAACAAGAGUGCUGGCGAUGCGACUCCCAUGAAGCCUGAUCGCGACGGCGUCGCUCCUCAUGCUGAAGAGGAAUGCUUUUCACCUAUCAAGCAACAGCCAAUUUCGUUGCCGGUACCGCCUGAGGUGUAUAAGUCCCCUUAUGAGGAGCCUGCGGUGUACAAGUCCCCUUAUGAGGAGCGUGCGGUCACAAAAUCUUAUGAAGAGACGGAUUCCGCUAAGCGCGAUGGUUCAUCACUUCCGUAUACGGUAUCGUUUUAUCGCAAACGUAUUCGCGAAAUGCGUUCCGCAGAUACUGGUGUGGAGAAAAUAGAUUUGACGACGGACGUUGCAACUGCACCUAUCCAGACAAUUAUUGGAAGCACUGCGCAUGAAGAUCAAGAAGAGGAUGCCGAAACCAGACAGGAGAGAAAGGCUGCGAUGGAACGUGAAGUGAGUAUACAGCAGCAGAGAAUAGCACAAGCUACGCAUGCUCUGCGUUACUGUAAAGAGCAGACGGAGUUCAGGGGAAGCCGCGAAGAGGGCGUGCUCGAAUUCAAUUAUUAUCUAUCGCUCAAGGAUUUGCCUCCAAACUUUGUGUGUGCCCUCGAAGUCUUCGGUCUUCGGACGAAAAGAGAACAUAUCUCUCAUGAGGUCAAAUAUCGCCUCACUGGAACAUUAAGCAAGAAGCAACGCUCAAAGAUCCCGUCUACCUUGAAGACGUCACUAGGCGGGCCAUCUGCUCUUGCUGAGCCUGCGUUCCAAUUGGUCGGCAGGCUGACCAUCGACAUUAAUACAAAUGGACGUAAGCUAGCGCUGCAAGACGUUAUGACACCUUUGGAGGGGCACGUUAUUGUCAAGAUGAAGAAACAUGCUACGGAAAAGAGCAAUACAAUCAAUCGCGGAUUCCUAUCUAUGUAUCAACGCACAAAGGAUGGUCUGGGAACAUGGACUCGAUAUUGGUGCGUUCUGGAAGGCGGAGAAAUGCGAUUCUGGCGAAGUCCUGAUGAGGAGCGAGAUGGAAAGCUCUUACCAUAUAUUUUCCAGCAAUGGGUAGUUCUGUUGGAUCUACAGACGUGUGCAGGAGAUGGCGCAUCCACAGUACGAGACGUCUGUCCAUAUCCGAAUUCGUUCCACAUUGAUGUCUGGGUCCCGAAAGAAGGAUCACGACGAAACAGUUCCUCUGGCAGGCCGGAGUUGGAGAAGCUUCGGUGA
Messenger RNA from Haemonchus placei, 2298 nucleotides. The record is from the annotation of a GenBank genome assembly. NCBI's taxonomy places the organism in Eukaryota, Metazoa, Nematoda, Chromadorea, Rhabditida, Trichostrongylidae.